AUUCCCGAAGUCAGGACGCGACACGCGACCCUCCUCAGCGCCUGAUCCCCUGCCAGUGCAAGGACCCUCGCGCCCACCCAGGACCCGCAACCCUCCACAUCAGUUCCCCGACUCUUGUUCCAGUUGCCGCCUGCGUUCCCUAGCGUCUUCCCAGAGCGGCGCAUCCCCUGGGCAAGCCAGGCCGGUUCCUGGCUGUCGAUCCGUCCUAUCCGUCGGUCGCGUCCGCUCUCGGUACCAUGCCGUUCCUUGGUCAGGACUGGCGGUCCCCGGGCCAGAGCUGGGUGAAGACGGCGGACGGCUGGAAGCGCUUCUUGGAUGAGAAAAGCGGCACCUUCGUGAGCGACCUCAGCAGUUACUGCAACAAGGAGAAUCUGUUCAACAGCCUGAACUACGAUGUUGCAGCCAAGAAGAGAAAGAAAGACAUACAGAACAGCAAAACCAAAACUCAGUAUUUCCAUCAGGAGAAGUGGAUCUAUGUUCACAAAGGGAGUACUAAGGAGCGCCAUGGAUACUGCACUUUGGGGGAAGCUUUCAACAGACUGGACUUCUCGACUGCCAUCCUGGAUUCCAGAAGAUUCAACUACGUAGUAAGGCUGUUGGAGCUGAUAGCAAAGUCACAGCUCACAUCCCUGAGUGGCAUCGCCCAAAAGAACUUCAUGAACAUUUUGGAAAAAGUAGUACUGAAAGUUCUUGAAGACCAGCAAAACAUAAGACUCAUACGGGAACUUCUCCAGACCCUCUACACAUCCUUAUGCACGCUGGUCCAGAGAGUCGGCAAGUCCGUGCUGGUGGGCAACAUCAACAUGUGGGUGUAUCGAAUGGAGACCAUUCUACACUGGCAACAGCAGCUGAACAGCAUCCAGAUCAGCAGGCCGGCCUUCAAAGGCCUCACGAUCACCGACCUGCCUGUGUGCUUACAACUGAACAUCAUGCAGAGGCUGAGCGAUGGGCGGGACCUGGUCAGCCUGGGCCAGGCAGCCCCAGACCUGCAUGUGCUCAGUGAAGACCGGCUACUGUGGAAGAGACUCUGCCAGUACCACUUCUCAGAGCGGCAGAUCCGCAAGCGAUUGAUCUUGUCUGACAAAGGGCAGCUGGAUUGGAAGAAGAUGUACUUUAAGCUUGUGCGAUGUUACCCAAGAAGAGAACAGUAUGGGGUCACCCUGCAGCUUUGCAAACACUGCCACAUUCUCUCCUGGAAGGGCACUGACCAUCCAUGCACGGCCAACAACCCAGAGAGCUGCUCCGUCUCACUUUCACCCCAAGACUUUAUUAACUUGUUCAAGUUCUGAACACGCACACGCCAACACUUCAGAAGGCCCCUGAUUGGAUGGUUGGGAGUCUGGACACUUCGUUUGUAAAUAGUGUACAUUUGAAGCAUUGGCCUGAAACUGCUGGGAUACGUCAUGGAGAAGACAACGGUGGGAAGAGAUGCGGUUGCCAAUGGAAACUUACAAAUGUGAAUUUCACAUUACAACUGGUACAGAAAA
Rattus norvegicus (Norway rat) is the source of this 1487-nucleotide messenger RNA. It is a transcript of the gene Fbxo32, whose product is annotated as F-box protein 32. The transcript is spliced from 9 exons. Gene Ontology annotation, biological process: regulation of muscle adaptation; protein ubiquitination. The coding region runs from base 237 to 1289 and encodes 350 amino acids. NCBI's taxonomy places the organism in Eukaryota, Metazoa, Chordata, Mammalia, Rodentia, Muridae. The record is from RefSeq and is marked validated. Gene Ontology annotation, cellular component: cytoplasm; nucleus.